Penicillium brasilianum is the source of this 1380-nucleotide messenger RNA. NCBI's taxonomy places the organism in Eukaryota, Fungi, Ascomycota, Eurotiomycetes, Eurotiales, Aspergillaceae. The record is from the annotation of a GenBank genome assembly.
AUGAAAGCCUUACUUUUUUUAUCACUUGUGUCGCUCGUUUCUGCGUCAAUCAUUGUGAACGCCCCAAGCGACACCAUUCCAUACCAAGAAUGGGCCUCUGACAAUGCAAUCAAAGCAGACUACGAUGUUCCGGUGAUCUACUACCAGACGAUGGCAAUAGUCAGCCCAUACACCGUGAAGCACCAACACAAGACUUUUGAGAAUACAGUCUUCAAUGGCACUGGAAACGAGACCAGUGUUCUGGUCGCUAUCGAUGGGUCGAUGGUUCAUGUCAGAGACACGACGAUCACCAAAUUUGGAUACUCCAGCGACCUCAUUCAGGCGAGCUUCUUUGGUACGAACUCGGCAGUGCUCGCGGCCAACCACAGCCAGCUUUACCUAUCCGACGUGAACAUUACCAGCCACAACGGUGCGGCCAAUGUUUACGCCUAUGGCACGGGUACCGUUGUUGACGCAGAGAACAUCUGGCUGUACAGUUCGGGACCAACAGCCCACGGCCUGUAUGCGAGCGGAAAUGGAACAAUCCACGCUCGGAAUGUCAAUGUUUAUAGUGGUGGAAAUUGUUGCUCUGCUUUCUCUGGCGACAAUCCCGCAGGAUACCUAUACAUUCACGACUCUGCUGCUCAUACCGCAGGCAUUGGGUCCGCAGUUGGAUUUGUUCUGGGAGAGAUGAGCCUGACAAAUGUGGUUGGUUCGGCGGAUAAAUCUCCAGCAUUCUUUACGAUCGCCGGCGCCGUUGGAACAUGUACCAACUGUGAACUAACCGCUGGACUCCUCGCUGGCCUCGUUAUCUUCAGCUUGGACAAGAGCUCGGGUGUGAACUGCUUCUACCUGGAUCACAGCAAGAUCACUGUCACCGACGAGACCGCUCCUGCGCUUUGGUUUGGUGGUGUUGUGGGAGAGGUUUACGUCCACCACACGGAAUUUGUGACAAGCUCUGGGCUUCUGGCUGUAGCCAAUUACUCCACAAUCACCCAGAAGUUCAACUUCUAUGCCGGGUAUUCUGACAUGCCGAGCGCGGUGAAUACCGCAGAUGGCCAUGUAUUCGUGGAACAGAGCACCCUGAACGGUGACCUCGUGGCAUACAAUGGCAGCACUCUGGCGUUGCAACUUCACGGACAUUCAUUCUGGACCGGAAAGGGCUACAUUGGACAUGGAGUUGCAGAGUUAGGUGUGGCACUCGAUGCCUCUAGUACCUGGAACUUGACGGGCAAUACCGCGCUGCAGAACUUGACUAAUACUGAUGGCUCAUUCUCCAAUGUUCGGAGCAAUGGCUUUUCGAUCAUGUACAACGCCACUUCACCUGCGAAUCACGCCCUGCGAGGCCGAACAGUCAAGCUUGCGGGAGGCGGCACUGUGUCGCCAAUUGCGGAGAAGUGA